This is a messenger RNA of Ostertagia ostertagi, 282 nucleotides long. The record is from the annotation of a GenBank genome assembly. Lineage: Eukaryota; Metazoa; Nematoda; Chromadorea; Rhabditida; Trichostrongylidae.
AUGCAGCGCGGAUCGGUCGCCGCAGUAUACACCGUUUAUCAGGACUUCUAUCAUUACAAGUCAGGAAUCUAUAAGCAUACCGCUGGUAAUGCAACAGGUUCCCAUGCUGUGAAAAUAAUCGGAUGGGGACAAGAUGGCGACACACCCUAUUGGAUCAUCGCCAACUCGUGGGGCGACUGGGGAGAGCAUGGGUUCUUCCGCAUGGUUCGUGGAAUUAACGACUGUGGAAUCGAAGAAAGCGUAACUGCUGUGGUUGUCGGGAAUGGUCAAAAGAACCAGUGA